Molecule: messenger RNA, 3512 nt
Organism: Ochotona curzoniae (black-lipped pika)
Lineage: Eukaryota; Metazoa; Chordata; Mammalia; Lagomorpha; Ochotonidae
Product: rho-related BTB domain-containing protein 2
Exons: 11
Coding region: 438-2561 (707 amino acids)
Biological process (GO): small GTPase-mediated signal transduction
Molecular function (GO): GTPase activity; GTP binding; protein binding
Source: RefSeq, a predicted model, not a curated record
GGAGGUCGCGAGCGGUCCCCGGGAGUUGCGGCGCUAAGGCGUCUCGGUGGGCGGUGGCCUUGGGUCCCGGGGCUUCCUGCGAGCGGCCGCGCCGAGCAGCCCCGGCUCCCCGGCCGCCUCCAUGACAUUGGACGCCCUGGGCGCGCCGAGAUGCUGAUCCGGAAGAGGCCGUGGCUGCGGUGCCGCCCGCGCGGCCGCUCGCCGCCCGCUGUCCGGCCCGGGCCGCACGGCCUCCGGAGUUCCUGAUCGAGCGGCGGCGGCCAGCUGUCUGCCCCCAGCACCCGCUCCCCGCAGCGCCGGGCCGGUGUCAUCUCCCUGCUUUGGCACCCCUCGCCCCGUUCCCGGGCAUCAUCCCACUACCAUGAGCGUGCUCCGCGGACAGAGAUGUGUUCCUCACGCUAGCAGUCGUCCCGUCCCGUGGAGAGCUGUCCCAAUUAAUGGAUUCUGACAUGGAUUAUGAAAGGCCAAACGUAGAGACCAUCAAGUGCGUGGUGGUGGGGGACAACGCUGUGGGCAAGACCAGGCUCAUCUGUGCCCGGGCCUGCAAUGCCACCCUCACCCAGUACCAGCUGCUUGCCACCCACGUGCCCACCGUUUGGGCCAUCGACCAGUAUCGCGUGUGCCAGGAGGUUCUGGAACGCUCCCGAGACGUAGUAGACGAUGUCAGCGUGUCCCUGCGUCUCUGGGACACCUUUGGGGACCACCACAAAGACCGCCGCUUCGCCUAUGGGAGAUCCGACGUGGUGGUUCUCUGCUUCUCCAUUGCCAACCCUAAUUCCCUGCACCAUGUCAAGACCAUGUGGUACCCAGAGAUCAAGCACUUUUGCCCUCGAGCACCUGUCGUCCUGGUCGGGUGCCAGCUGGACCUGCGUUAUGCCGACCUGGAGGCUGUCAACAGAGCUCGGCGGCCUCUGGCCAGGCCCAUCAAGCCCAAUGAGAUCCUCCCUCCAGAGAAGGGGCGGGAGGUGGCCAAGGAGUUGGGCAUUCCCUACUACGAGACCAGUGUGGUGGCCCAAUUUGGCAUCAAGGACGUCUUUGACAACGCCAUCCGGGCCGCUCUCAUCUCACGCCGCCACCUGCAGUUUUGGAAGUCCCACCUGCGCAAUGUGCAGCGGCCCCUGCUGCAGGCGCCCUUCCUGCCCCCCAAGCCGCCACCCCCAAUCAUUGUGGUGCCCGACCCCCCGACUGGCAGUGACGAGUGCCCCGCCCACCUGCUCGAGGACCCGCUCUGCGCGGACGUCAUCCUGGUGCUGCAGGAGCGCGUGCGCAUCUUUGCCCACAAGAUCUACCUCUCCACUUCCUCCUCCAAGUUCUACGACCUGUUCCUCAUGGACCUGAGCGAGGGGGAGCUGGGGGGCUCCUCAGGGCCAGGUGGCCCCUGCCGGGACUUCCUGCUCCGUGCAGCCAGCUUUGAUGUGUGUGAGAGUGUGGAUGAGGCUGGGGGCUCGGGCCCUGCCGGCCUGCGGGCCUCCACCAGCGAUGGAAUCUUAAGGGGCAACGGUACAGGGUACCUGCCGGGCAGGGGUCGCGUGCUGUCUUCCUGGAGCCGAGCCUUUGUAAGCAUUCAGGAGGAGAUGGCCGAGGAUCCCCUGACCUACAAGUCGCGGCUGAUGGUGGUGGUAAAGAUGGACAACUCCAUCCAGCCGGGGCCCUUCCGGGCUGUGCUCAAGUACCUAUAUACCGGGGAGCUGGGCGAGAACGAACGGGACCUCUUGCACAUUGCCCACAUCGCUGAGCUCUUGGAGGUCUUCGACCUUCGCAUGAUGGUGGCCAACAUCCUCAACAAUGAGGCCUUCAUGAACCAGGAGAUCACCAAGGCCUUCCACGUCCGCCGCACCAAUCGAGUUAAGGAGUGCUUGGCCAAAGGCACCUUCUCAGACGUGACCUUCAUCCUGGACGAUGGCACCAUCAGCGCACACAAGCCCCUGCUGAUUUCCAGCUGUGACUGGAUGGCUGCCAUGUUUGGGGGGCCGUUCGUGGAGAGUUCCACCAGAGAGGUGGUAUUCCCCUACACGAGCAAGAGCUGCAUGCGGGCGGUGCUGGAAUACCUCUACACUGGCAUGUUCACAUCCACUCCCGACCUGGACGACAUGAAGCUCAUCAUCCUGGCCAACCGCCUCUGCCUGCCACACUUGGUUGCCCUCACAGAGCAGUACACAGUGACCGGGCUGAUGGAAGCCACCCAGAUGAUGGUGGACAUCGAUGGCGACGUCCUGGUGUUCCUGGAGUUGGCUCAGUUCCACUGUGCCCACCAGCUGGCCGACUGGUGCCUGCACCACAUCUGUACCAACUACAACAACGUGUGCCGCAAGUUCCCCCGCGACAUGAAGGCCAUGUCCCCAGAAAACCAGGAAUACUUCGAGAAGCACCGGUGGCCUCCUGUGUGGUAUCUCAAAGAGGAGGACCACUACCAGCGUGCCCGGAAGGAGCGGGAGAAGGAGGACUACCUGCACCUGAGGCGGCAGCCCAAGCGGCGCUGGCUCUUCUGGAACAGCCCCUCUUCACCGCCCUCUUCCGCUGCCGCCUCCUCGUCGCCCUCCUCCUCCUCGGCCGUGGUCUGAGAAGCCGCUGCCUUCUCCUGACCCCUCUGCUGCUGCCGCCCCCAUCUGCCCUCCGCUCUUCUGCAUCACUCCUUCCAUCUGACAGCAGCAAGGGGACCCCGAUAACCGGGAGCCUGAGGGCAGAGCCGUCAGCAGCAGCCGACACGGAGGAGCUGGACGGCUGAUGGAUGGAUGGGCUGCACUAGGGGGACUGCCCACAGAGCUUCCCAGCUCCCAGGGAAGGCAGGGGACAACUGCUGGCAGGCGGGGAGCAGGGACCGAGCUGCCAGGCUCUGUCGACUUGCCGAAUGGGUCCGAGAGCCUGCAGGUGUGUCUUUGAUCUGUGUUCUGGCCACGCAGACAGCGCCCGUCCCAGGCAGCGGUGAGGGGCCUGCUCUACUGGUGGUCUUUUUCGCCAAUGGACUAGAGGGCUGCCGAGUAUUUUGCAAAGGGCCUUGCCACCUGGAGCCAACUCGUGUCCUCACUGGAGAAGUCAGGGCAGCAACUGAGUCUCCCGAGAUCUCAGCUCGAAGCGUCUGUCUCCUGGGGCCGGGCGUUCGGAUCCUGCCCGCCUCCCUUCCGGCUGCAGAACACGCAACUCUCAGGCUGCAAGCGGCAGCACCAGUGUAACUGGAAACUUCUCCCUUGCUUCCGGAGGAAGCCUCGGACUGGGAGCUGGGUAGGAAAAGCAGCAGCAGGGGCUGGGGUCUGCCCAGCAGUCCCAUGCUCCCCGGGGCCCCUUCCUCUGCCUCCGGGUGGCACUGCUUUUUAUGGGGUGGGGUGAAAUUAGCAAAAAAAAAAAAAAAAAAAAAACAGACCAAACAACAACCAAAUCACCAUCAACAACAACGCUCUCUUCUCCCCCGCACCGCCAAGAAUGGAAACCAGAAGAACCUGCAGAGCGUGCAUCUUUUCAUAAAGCCAAAUGAAGGCCCCCAUGGUGAAAAGCCCAGGGCCUUGGGCUGAGGGUGG